UCAUCCAUAUAUCCAGCCAUCUUCAUCACAAGCUUUGAGUUGUCUCCUAUUUCUUUCCCUCGGACGCAUAAACAUAUCCUACAACACAAAAUGAGCAGCGGCGCCAACGCAACUACAAUCGAUGUCCCAGAGACAAGGGCUGAAGCCAAAGGGAAAGCCCCUCUCAUUGCAGCUCCCAUUGUUGCAACCACUAAAGCUACCCCACACCCGAAUGCAGGAUGGAAGAAGGGGCUUGCUAUAUUCGAUUUCCUCCUAAGGCUAGCUGCUAUAGCAGCUACACUGGCCGCUGCUACCACCAUGGGAACUACUGAUGAAACUCUUCCCUUCUUUACCCAGUUCUUCCAGUUCCAAGCUAGUUUUGACGACCUGCCUGCGUUUAUGUUUUUCGUAGUUGCGACUGCUAUAGCCAGUGGCUACCUCGCCCUCUCUCUACCCUUUUCAUUAGUGAGCAUCUUUCGCCCACAUGCGCAGGGAAUAAGGCUGCUUCUGAUCAUCUCUGACACUGUGAUGCUUGCUUUGACCACGGCUGGGGCAGCCUCAGCGACUGCCAUAGUUUACUUGGCACACAACGGCGACUCAAGCGCAAACUGGAUAGCAAUCUGUCAGCAAUUUACUGAUUUCUGCCAGAGUGUGAGCGGGGCUGUGGUGGCAUCAUUCAUAGCUGUGGUUAUCUUCAUGUUGUUGGUUAUGAUGUCUGCCUUGGCUCUCAGAAAGCACUGAUCAGAGGAUGAAGCCAACCGUUCAUAUUGAAUGUUCUCCUCGUGGUUUCUUUUUUUUAUUUCAACUCUGUUGUGUGAUCGUUAAAGGAAAAAAAUUAUGUAUAAUUGAUUUGUCUGUACAA
Molecule: messenger RNA, 841 nt
Organism: Vitis vinifera (wine grape)
Lineage: Eukaryota; Viridiplantae; Streptophyta; Magnoliopsida; Vitales; Vitaceae
Product: UPF0497 membrane protein 2
Exons: 3
Coding region: 91-720 (209 amino acids)
Source: RefSeq, marked validated